Messenger RNA from Xyrauchen texanus (razorback sucker), 1078 nucleotides. RefSeq lists its product as uncharacterized. The record is from RefSeq and is a predicted model, not a curated record. The transcript is spliced from 4 exons. Lineage: Eukaryota; Metazoa; Chordata; Actinopteri; Cypriniformes; Catostomidae. Bases 39 to 704 code for a protein of 221 amino acids.
UAAAAAAGAGGAACAAUGAGCAUAUUGUGAAGUUGAAAAUGGAGAAGACUUUCUCAUAUAGGAGGCAAGAAAUCCUUAAAGGAGAGCCUUUGAUUGCAGACGUCAAAAGCAGAUGGCCAGCUCUGUUCACUGCGAUAGAGAUCGAUAGGGAGUUCCAUCGCAUAUCAACUUUACCUCUACUUUCUACAUUCUGUGCUGCUCUCGACCAGUACACUACACGCCUGAUGGAGAUAUUUCAAUGCAAAGGUGGAGCAGCUGGAAGAAAAAUAAGAAAUGUCAUGUUGGAGAUUUCCAAGGACGACACAAUUCAUACGAGACGUGCAUGUGUCCUCAAGUCCUUGUGCAUCUACUUGAACGAAGACCACGAGAAACUUGUGAAGGAAUAUAUGGACACAGACCUCGAGUCCAGCGCUUCCAUGGAGCAAACUGUGAUGGGGGUGUAUGUCAUUCAAAAGGAGGGUGCGUGUGCUGAAGAUGACCCAGAGGACAUCGGUGUCCUGGUCGAAGGUGUGAAGGUCCUCGGCAAGUUACCAAACAUUGGGGAUGCCUGUGCUUUGUUAUUUGGACUAAUAUACUGUCUGAACCUUAGCUACCCACCAGACCUCAAAUGCACCUUUGAAGUGAUGCAGAAGAUUCUCAUGAAUCUGGAUGGCCAGAGGUUAUCAUCCAAGGCACAGUUCCUAAAAAACAAGCUCAUGAAGUAAAUUUGCUCAAAGUAGAAGUCUAGUAUGCAGAUUUUAUUUUUUUAUUUUUGCCUCCUUGUUUUCACAAGGACUUUAAGUGUGCUCAAUGGACACAGACUGUAAACAGGUGAAGCAACCAACUAGACCUCAAAUGCACUUUUGAAGUGAUUGCUUAAAGUAGAGGUCUUCAAGGCAUUUUUUUUUUUUAAAUUAAUUUUUGCUUUGUUUUCAAAAGGACUUUUAGUUUGCUCAAUGUAUGCGGACUGUAAAAACUUGAGUCAUUCACAAAUACUGAGAUUGUAUAAUGUUUAUUAGUGUUGGAUUGUUUAAGGAUGUUUACUAGUGUUACAUAUUUUGAUAAAAAAUUGUACAUGCUGCAAACUUUUAACAUAAAA